Messenger RNA from Fusarium coffeatum, 1401 nucleotides. RefSeq lists its product as uncharacterized. Gene Ontology annotation, cellular component: cytoplasm. The transcript has 10 exons. The record is from RefSeq and is a predicted model, not a curated record. Lineage: Eukaryota; Fungi; Ascomycota; Sordariomycetes; Hypocreales; Nectriaceae. Bases 1 to 1401 code for a protein of 466 amino acids. Gene Ontology annotation, molecular function: ATP binding; kinase activity.
AUGUCCGCCUCUCCAAUCCCUGAAACCAAUGGCGGCGGACUUGAAAGUCAUGUCACGGUUCAGAAGCGAGCCUACUAUUCACCUCCUUGGGCCGAUGUCAGCAUUAUCGGUGUCGCGGGUAGCUCUGGUUCGGGCAAGUCGACCUUGUCCCAGGCUAUCGUCAAGAAGCUGAACCUACCCUGGGUCGACUCUUUCUAUAAGACCUUGACUCCCGCGCAGUCUAAGCUGGCUUUUGCCAAUGAAUAUGACUUUGACUCUCCUGAUGCCAUCGACUUCGAUGUUCUGGUUGAGAAGCUAAGGGAUCUCAAAGCUGGAAGGCGAGCUGAGAUCCCCGUCUAUUCUUUUGCGAAGCACGCACGACUGGAACAUACAACAUCCAUCUACUCACCUCACGUACUUGUCCUAGAGGGUAUCUUUGCUCUAUAUGACCCCCGAGUAAUUGAGUUGCUUGACAUGGGUAUCUACUGUGAAGCUGAUGCCGACACAUGUUUAUCACGAAGACUUGUGCGUGAUGUACGAGAACGUGGUCGAGAUAUCGAGGGUAUCAUCAAGCAAUGGUUCGGCUUUGUCAAGCCCAACUUUGAAAAGUUUGUUGAGCCACAGCGUAAGGUGGCCGACUUGAUCGUGCCGAGAGGUAUCGAGAACAGAGUUGCCCUUGAUAUGAUGGUUCAGUUUGUCGAGAAGAAGCUGUUCGAAAAGUCGAGACAUCACCGAGAGGCCCUGUCCAGACUUGAGGUCGCAAGUAAGGAUUCGCCUCUGUCUGAUCGGGUUGUGGUUUUGAACGACACACGGCAACUCAAGUUUAUGAACACCAUCCUCCAGGAUAUCGACACGGACCCUGAGGACUUUAUUUUCUACUUUGAUAGACUGGCUAGCCUGAUCAUCGAACAGGCUCUUAACAACGCCCACUUCGAGGCCAAGAAGAUCGUUACACCCCAAGGAUACGAAUACAAGGGUCUCGUGUCAACAGGCGAAGUCUGCGCCGUUAUCGUACUCCGAGGAGGAUCAGCAUUCGAGCCGGCACUACGAAAGACAAUUCCGGACUGCCGAACAGGCCGACUUCUCAUUCAGUCUGAUUACUCAACGGGAGAGCCGGAACUUCACUACUUGCGAUUGCCCGAUGAUAUCGCAAGCCAAGAGAGCGUCUUGUUGCUCGACACCCAAAUGGCUACCGGUGGUGCUGCCUUGAUGGCGGUGCAGGUCUUGGUCGACCACGGUGUGCAGCAGGAUCGCAUCGUCUUGGCGACAUACUCGGCAGGCAAGGUCGGUCUUCACAGAUUGACAUCUGUAUUCCCGGAGAUUACUGUGGUGGUAUGCAAUAUGCUCGACUACCAACAGGAACGAUGGGUAGAGAAGAGUAUAUAUCUUUCCACAACGAAAGAGCUCAAAGGCAAGGCAUGA